AUGGCAUUUCCGACGCCCGAUAGCGAAUUCAUGCCGGACGACUCUGAACUCUCCUCUCCUUCGGCAGCGCCGUCUUCUGCCCUGGCGGCGCUCACCGAGUCGGUGAGAAUCGCGCCUCCAAUGACCUCCGUUGCCAACGCUCGCGUACCGGAUGACACCAACCGAUACGGGAGCAUCGGCUAUGACACCGUCGUCGGUGACGGUGUAAAUUUUCCGGCUCGGAAAUUGAAGCCUCGCGGCGCGACCGAGGCGGGUUGGGUUUUGGGUGCAGAGCCACGGCCCGCGCAGUCUGAGUCCUGGCAAGGGUCUUUCGUUAGACCUUCACUUCCGGACUCGGCGAAGGAGCUCCCGCUAGCACCGUCGUCGGCUGCUCCCUUCUGUGGCGGCGGCGGCGGCGCUAGCAGCAGCAGUUCGUCGUCUAACAACCCUCCCAGAGCGCCUGCACGAGCUCCUCCGUUGCCCGAUCAUCAGAGGAGUCAUCAUCGUCUCGCGCCAGCACCACAUACGGGCGCCGUUCACCGCCGAGGCAACAUAUACAACGGCCAGCAGAGGGGAAGCCAAAGCUGGGUCCCUCCUAGUCCUAGGGGAUCGCACUACGGGAAUCAGCACCAUGAUGAGAGAAGUGGCUACGGUUGGCACGACCCUCAAGUCCCCGUCCAAAAUCUCUACACAGGGAUGCCGUUGCCACGGAUGCCGGGGACGGGACAGCCAUUGAUGCCCCAGCCAACAAGUCCGUGUGUGCCAUAUGUCUACGCGCCACAGCGUGCUCAGGCCCAGCCUCCUGUAAGUCCCAUGGACUACAACGGCGUUGCCUCUGGAUACAAUGCCCAAUUCGUGACGCAUCCGAAUCCCUAUGCGAGUGUGCCGCUCGACACUUAUCGAAUGCCUUUCAACAAUUUCCAAAGGCCACAGCCGCUGACUGUGGCUCCUUCCACAAUCAGUAUUCGUGCUCCGGUUGACAAUCGGAAACUGAGCUUGAAGCGGCAGAUUGAAUACUAUUUUAGCGUGGAUAAUCUCUGUAAAGACAUUUUUUUACGUGGCAAGAUGGAUGAUCAAGGUUGGGUUCCCGUCUCAUUGAUUGCUACCUUCAACAUGGUCAAAAGGGUGACCACAAGCACAAGGGAGAUAUUGGAUGCUCUAAGAGAUUCGACAAAACUUGAAAUACAGGCAGAGAAAAUUAGAAGACGCGAGGAUUGGAUGAGAUGGUUACUGCCCUCGAUGGAAAAUCCAAAUGGUCAUGGUUCCAUGCCUCACUUGACAUUGAACCAUGAUGAUUCAGUCAUCCACCCCAUGCAGAAUCUCGAAUUAGGGGAAUCUUCCAGCCAGACCAUCAUGAGUCGUACUCAAACUGAGGUAGCACUUGAUAGGGGAUCAGCAUCUUGUAGCUGCAACAGCCAGCAGGAUAGAGAUCCAUCUCAACUAGAAGAACUUUGCCACAGCGGUUCAGAUCAUGAAAUAGGCAGUGACAAAAGCUAAGUUUGGAGGAAUAUGGCAGGAACGGAUUCAUAAAUCCAGAUACAUAUGGACUGGUUGUUAGAUUGUCCUAUCUGAUUCUUUGUCGUCGGGCAGUCUGCUAAAUAUAAAGGAG
This is a messenger RNA of Zingiber officinale, 1588 nucleotides long. Its product is annotated as la-related protein 1B-like. Lineage: Eukaryota; Viridiplantae; Streptophyta; Magnoliopsida; Zingiberales; Zingiberaceae. The record is from RefSeq and is a predicted model, not a curated record. The coding region runs from base 1 to 1476 and encodes 491 amino acids. Gene Ontology annotation, molecular function: RNA binding. The transcript has 6 exons.